AUGGAGCUUUUCAAGUGUCUGUUUGUUGUUGUUGUGGUGGUUGUUGUUGUUUUGGCUGGUGAUGUUGCUGCCCAGCAUCACUGGGCACUGCCUCUGCAGAAACACCAGCCUCAUUUUCCUUCUCAGCUGCCUCAGCAACAGACGAGGGUCCCUCCACCUGCAGCUCCCUUUGACAAAUGCCAGGUGGAGGAAGGUGAAAAGAUCCGAUGCGGGACUCGAGAUAUCACCGCCGAGCAGUGUGAAAACAUAAACUGCUGUUUUGAUGGGCAGCUGUGCUACUAUGGGAAAGCAGUGACUGUGCAGUGUACCAGGGAUGGCCAGUUUGUGGUGGUUGUGGCUCGAGAUGCCACUGUGCCCCACAUAGAUGUGGAUUCAGUCAGCCUGCUCGAAACAAACAACCCCUCCUGCACCCCAGUUGACUUCACUUCUGCUUUCACCAUCUUUCAAUUCCCUGUAACUGCGUGUGGUACGACAAUCAAGGAGGAAGAGGGUUUUGUGGUGUACGAGAACCACAUGUCUUCCUCUUAUGAAGUGGGAGUCGGACCCAGAGGAUCAAUCACCCGGGACAGCCAUUUUGAGUUAUUGUUCCAGUGUCGCUACUCCGGCACAGCUGUGGAGGCUCUUGUCAUGGAGGUGAAUGCUGUUCCUCCGCCUGUGCCGGUCGCUGCUGCAGGACCUCUCCGAGUGGAGCUGAAACUGGGCAACGGACAGUGUCACUCAAAGGGAUGUGUGGAGGAGGUGGCAGCGUAUAGCUCCUUCUACACUCCAGCAGACUAUCCACUCACUAAAGUGCUGAGGGAGCCCCUCUAUGUCGAGGUGAACGUCCUGGAGAGGUCUGAUCCAAACCUCAUCCUGAACCUGGAGCACUGCUGGGCCACUUCCACCCCAAAUCCUCACAGCCUCCCACAGUGGGACCUUCUGGUUGACGGGUGUCCCUACCACGACGACCGUUACCUAACUACAGUAGUGCCCGUGGACGGCUCCUCUGGGCUUCAUUACCCGACGCACUACAAACGUUUCAUCGUUAAAAUGUUCACGUUUGUGGAUCAAAACACCUUUUCUAUUCAGAAAGACUCGGUGUUCAUCCACUGUGCUACGGCAGUGUGUUAUCCCAGCAGCACAAAUUCCUGUGCACAGACAUGCCACAGGCAACGAAGAGCUGCAGCAGCCGUGACGAAAGCGUCCUCAAGUCAGAGGGCUCUGGUCUCAAGCAGAGAGGUGAUCCUGACUGAGCAGAGGCCUCCAUCUGACCCCAGCUCCAAAGCGAAGAGAUGA
Messenger RNA from Chelmon rostratus (copperband butterflyfish), 1275 nucleotides. RefSeq names its product zona pellucida sperm-binding protein 4-like. NCBI's taxonomy places the organism in Eukaryota, Metazoa, Chordata, Actinopteri, Chaetodontiformes, Chaetodontidae. Gene Ontology annotation, biological process: prevention of polyspermy; binding of sperm to zona pellucida. The record is from RefSeq and is a predicted model, not a curated record. Bases 1 to 1275 code for a protein of 424 amino acids. The transcript is spliced from 8 exons. Gene Ontology annotation, molecular function: structural constituent of egg coat; acrosin binding. Gene Ontology annotation, cellular component: egg coat.